GCCAUUCGGCUUGGUUGGUGCUGACUCCGACUGUCAAAAUCUCUUAUCAUAUGCAAAUUCCGAUAGAAUAGAUAUCUCCAUGGAUACAGCAUAUCUCCCGAUUCGCUUGCUGCUGCGACCAGACCGGAUAACAACUCCGCAAAUGCUGCUGAUACAACUACGUGGUGUUUUUUACUGCAAACGUUUCCUGCAAAUAUGUGUUAAGGAAAGGUUGAGUUGUGAUUGUCGAGCACAGAGUACCCAACUUCCUCCUUCCUAGCAUCUUCUCGAUUGCAAUUUGAAAGAACAUAAGAGCGAAGCCGCAUUGAACUGUACAAUGGACAUAACUGACGUGCAAGAGCAAGAAGUUUUGGCCGCACUAGCCCCACCCACUGAAGAACAACGUAGAAUUAAAUAUGAGGAACGAGAGUAUCAGACCUAUCUGUAUGAAUGUGCGCUACGGAAAAACGUUAUAAUUUGUCUCCCCACGGGAUGUGGGAAAACAUUCAUUGCUGUUCAGGCAAUCUCGCAUUAUCUGAAAGAGGCAAAUAAGAGUAACGGCAAGAAGAUCAUGUUUGUCGCAAACACUGUGCCUCUUGUGCAACAACAAGGACGAUACUUGAGAGAACACGUUGGAAAUGCACACUCAACGUCGAACGAAAUUGUUGGAAUUGUUACUGGUAAUAUGAGACCAGAAGACUGGGAUGGUAGCAAAUGGAAACAAAUAUUAUCCGAGCACAUUGUGUUUGCCAUGACGGAUCAAAUCCUUCGACAAGCUGUGGAGCGGGGACAUGUUAGAUGGGAGAAAGUGUCGCUUCUCGUUCUGGACGAGUGCCACAACGCGACCAAAAAUCAUCCCAUGGCGUCCCUAAUGGGGUUUUAUAAAAAGGAAUACAACAAUGGAAAACGGCCUGGAACUGACUUACCUCGAGUGAUUGGCUUAUCCGCAACGAUUGUGGUUGGAAAUAGAUAUGAAGUAGAUAAAAUUUCAGAUGACAUUUCUGAAAUAGAGAGCAAGCUAUGCUCUAAGGCCAUCACAUAUCACGAUUAUAAAGCAGUUUUGAGAUGUGGCACCCAAGCAAAUGUCACGCAUCUUUACUACACCCCCAUGCCUGAGUGGAAGAUAUGUGACAUGGAUAUUACGAUAACACUGUCAGACCUUUUAAAGGAUAUAAUGCAACAACUCGAGAUGAUGGAAGAGUUUCUUAUCCAGAAACCAGCCAUACCAAAAAAUUGUAUUGAUCAGGAAGGGUAUACCAACUUUUGGAAGCCGGAAAGCCCAAUAAAAGAUUUUGUGGGACAUAUUAAAGAUAUCGAAGACGUACUUUUAGAAAUGGGUCCAUUUUGUGCGGAAAAUGCUGUACUAUACAAAAUAGCAUAUAUACGCUACCUUGCAUACAAAGAAAAGCGAAGACCGAAAACUUCUGGUUUCGAUAAAACUUCGGGUCAAAAAAUCGUAUUGCAAUGGCUGGAACCGCAGCUUGAGUAUGUUGCACGGCAGCUAAAACACUUCAUGUUUUACGCGUCUCCUACGAAUGCCGAUGAAAGCUUUCAUGUUGUCAAUUUCAUUUCACCAAAGCUCAAACAGCUUAUCGAAGUAUUAAGGACAAAAAGGCCAGAUGUAGCUGAAACCAAGGAUUUUUGUGGCAUCGUGUUUUGUCAGAAGCGAAUUACAACGCAAAUGUUGUGUUACUUUUUACAGGAUCUUAGCAAAUACUGCCCUGCUCAAUAUGGCUUCCUCAAUUGUUCGUUUACUCUGGGAACUUCCGGAAGUAAUAAUGGAAUCAUUCAGUCAGUGGCAUUACGAAAGCAGACAGAGGUUUUAGAAAAUUUUCAUCAAAAGCGGAUCAACAUUCUAGCAGCGACUAAGGUUUUAGAGGAGGGAUUGGACGUGCCAAGCUGUAACUUCAUUUGUCGCUAUGACCCAAUUCUGACCUAUCCGUCGUAUGUUCAAUCAAUGGGCCGUGCUAGACAACGAGGGGCCGAUUUUUUCACCCUUGUGCCAAAAACUUCAGCAAAGGAAGAAGUGAAUAAAUUGGAACAGUACGCCAGGGUCAGCGAUUCAUUAAGCAAAGUCCUGAUAAACCAGGCGGAACUACCAGAGAAAUAUUAUGAACCUGAAGAUAAUGCAGAAUUAAACCAGAUAAUUCCACCAUUUGUCCCUUCCAAUGGACCACAGAUGAUUACUGCAGGUUCGUCAACUCAAAUAGUCUACAGAUAUUGCGAGGAUUUAUGUACUGACAAACUUUCAACGCUGACUCCAUACGCCAAAUGGAUUAGAAAUGAUAAGGGGGAGUUCAAAGUUAAUGUUCAACUGCCUCCAAGCUCGUGUGUUAAGUUCGCAGAGAGUGAUUGGUACCCCAAUAAAUCGAUCGCGAAAAAAGCAGCAUUUUUAGAAGUCUGCAAAAAACUCUAUUAUGCUGGAGCACUGCAUCCGGACACGUUACUUCCAAUUCCGCGAUUUGUUCCCACACAUUUGUGCGACUUUAUUGACAACUUGGAGGACACAUUGGAGGUGCCCAAAGAAGGAAAGAAAAUUGGGUCGAAAAAUAGUACCAAGUGGUACAAUAAAAUGAUUCCUCAGGAAUUUCUAAAGUCGGAAAAAAAGGACCUUUCUGUUUAUCUUAUCGACAUCAGAGUGGAAGAACAUUACACGACGGAUGAGGAUAUUCAGUCACUCUAUAUUUUUGAUAAUCAGCAUUUCUUUUUCGGAAUUAUCACGGCAGCGGAUUUGAGUAAAGUACCAGACUUUCUCUUGUUUUCUAGAGAUGGAAACUUCCGCGUGCAUCUUAGAAAAAUUGAAAUUUAUGAGGGCGGAAUUGCUAUGAACAUUUCAGGCGAUAAGCUUGAAAAAGUUAAAAUAUUCCAAAACUUAUUGUUUUGCGAUGAUCCAGAAUUAUUACAUUUUACCAAUCUUGUUUUUUCUGAUGCUGUUGAGAAUCCGUAUUAUAUUGCUCCGCUUCAGAGAAACGAACGAGACAAUAUGGAAUUGGCGUUACGUAUUAUUACCCGUAUGGAAAACGGACAAAGUGUCAACUACAGGGAAGAAAUAUCUAUGGCCGACCGCAGGGAAAAAUUAUUUGUACCAGAAAACUUUACUAAUGCAUUAGUCAUUCCCAGUUAUUCUCCAAGUCAUCAUGAGCGGCAGAAGUAUUGUAUGCUGUCUUUGGAUCCUUUCCGUAGUUCAAAGUCUGCAUUCGACUCUCCAAAGUUUGAUAGUUUUGUAACAUAUUAUAAAGAAAAACAUGGGAUUGUCAUCGUUAACAAAGAUGACCCAUUAUUAAAAGCGAAGCCAAUUUCCAAACAAUUGAAUUACUUAGUAGCAAAAUACGAUUCUUGGAAGAUGACUGCGGAAGAAAGGCGAGAUGGGAAACAUUCGUCAUCUAUUGUGUUUCUAAUUGCGGAAUUGAUGAGAACUCAUCCUUUGCCUGCGACCUUAUUCGUCCAAUCAAAGCUGCUUCCCUCUUGCAUGCAUCGCAUCUUUAGACUCCUCCUUGCUCACGACAUUCAAUCCUCGGUGAAGAAUUUUCUUCAAAUGCGCGACGACGAUUUGACGCUCUUCAACAAGCAACGACACGAGGAAGAGUUGCAAAAUUUAAACCAGACUACCAAGGAGAGAGCGAUUUCCUCAAUGAAUCUUGAGAAAAUGAUACCCGACCUUGUUAAAUCAUGUGAUGAAAAUGUAAUCAAACAAAACUCAGAUAAAUCUAAAUUCCCUCAAGACGAAAUGACACUGUAUUCUUUGAAAAGAAAAUUACUCUGGGUUGAGAUCGAAUAUAUUCAUCCCAAAAAUAUAAAACGCACUGAUUUAGAGGAUCCAUAUCCAAGCGAUGAUGAUGAUGAAGAAAUGACUGAGAUUUUCGGUCAUCCAGCAGAUUCCCUUUCUACUAGAACUGGCAUAGAAUUAAUUCCAACCAGUCAAGUUCCUUUAACAAAUUUUGAUGCAUAUAAUGAUGCUCCAGAGCAACCUCUGCUAACUUCGAUUAUGGAGGCAAUAACGUUAGCAAAUGGGCGAGAUCUUCAAGAUCUGGAAAAAUUGGAAUUGAUUGGGGACUCUGUCCUCAAACUAGUAGUGACUCUCCAUAUCUUUACUCAUUUUUAUCAGUUUCACGAGGGUCAAUUGACAGGUCUCCGAACUAAACUCAUCAGCAAUAAGCAUCUCUACUCCAUUGGAAGCAAGAAAAAUCUUGGAGAAUUCUUGGCUGGUGGGUUAUUCGAACCUGAAAGUACUUGGCUUCCGCCUGGGAAAACUAUUCCUCCUAAGCUGAUAAAAAUGGCUGUUAAGAACGAGGUAAAUUACAACAUCUUUCGACUUGCCAACCGCAAUACUAGUAAAGUGAUGGAUGACCACUCGUUCAUUUCCACAAUUACGGAUGAGGAGUUAAGUGAGAUUGUGAAAGAUCGGGCAGAGAACUGCAAAAGAGAGAUCCAAGAGCUGGGACCCACCCACACUUCGUACACCCACUCACGACUUGGAGACAAGAGUAUCGCAGACUGUGUUGAAGCUCUUAUUGGUGCGUAUUACUUGUCCGGUGGGAUCUCUGGUGCUUUGAACCUGAUGAAUUGGAUUGGACUUCGAGCUCCAACCAACGAAAAACCUGUGAACAAAAUUAUGUAUCAAAAUAUCAAAGAUUUGCCUCGUCUUAAUAAUGUGUACCCCAAGGAAUCGCAAAAUUUGAUUUAUAGCCCUUUGGUGGAUCACUUGGAACUAAUGCUGGAGUACAGGUUCAAAAAUAAAUGGAUCAUUGUGGAAGCUUUUACACAUCCUUCUUACACGCAUAAUGGCUCAACAAAUGCAUAUCAACGCUUGGAAUUCUUGGGAGAUGCUGUGUUAGAUUUCCUCGUGACACAUCAUAUAUACAAUACCCAAAAUAAAGUAACUGCGGGUUCGUUGACUGAUCUGCGAUCGGCCCUAGUAAACAAUGUUACGUUUGGGUCUCAAGCAGUGCGUUAUGGCUUUCACAAGUUGCUGCUCCAAUUCUCUCCUAGACUGCAAGAGAGUAUUGAUAAAUUUGUAAAUUUUCAAGAGAGGAACAAUCAUGUGGUUUCAGGUUCUUUUGAACUACUGACAGACAACGAUUGUGUGAUGGCCGAAGACAUUGACGUUCCAAAGCCACUUGGGGACAUCUUUGAGUCAUUGGCCGGUGCAGUAUUUAUAGACUCUGGAAUGAGCUUGGAUACCGUGUGGAAAGUUUUCUAUCGACUCAUGAAAAAUGAAAUUGAUAUAUUUUCUAACAAGAUUCCUCGUCAGCCCAUUAGACAACUCCAUGAAGAAUUUCCUAGAGGAAUUGAGUUUACUGUUGUUUCAGAAGAUACUACCGCACCAAAAUUUGUUGUUGAGCUGAACAUUGCUCGACGCAAAAAAUUUUAUGGAUGCGGAUUGACAAAAAAAAGUGCAAAGAAUGCAGCAGCAAAAUUUGCUAUGAAACAAAUACAUGAAGAGAGGAAACGCAAAUGUUAUAUGCAAGCUCAAUUUUAAGUCGUUUUGUUAUUUACUUGAAAAUGAAAAAAUAUGACGUCCAUAAUGUAUUGCAUACACAAGUACAUAUCUUACACUACAUGUAAUAACAAGUUAGUUUUAUAAAAAUUAAUACUGACAUUCGGAAAUAAGGUUAUAAAGAUUGUGACGAUUUCUACACAUUCCUAAAAUAAAAAUUCAUAGAUACAGAAAAAA
Messenger RNA from Folsomia candida, 5653 nucleotides. Its product is annotated as endoribonuclease Dicer. Bases 317 to 5458 code for a protein of 1713 amino acids. The record is from RefSeq and is a predicted model, not a curated record. Gene Ontology annotation, biological process: apoptotic DNA fragmentation; siRNA processing; pre-miRNA processing. Gene Ontology annotation, cellular component: cytoplasm; nucleus; RISC complex. NCBI's taxonomy places the organism in Eukaryota, Metazoa, Arthropoda, Collembola, Entomobryomorpha, Isotomidae. The transcript has 27 exons. Gene Ontology annotation, molecular function: ATP binding; deoxyribonuclease I activity; ribonuclease III activity.